Molecule: messenger RNA, 1023 nt
Organism: Thunnus maccoyii (southern bluefin tuna)
Lineage: Eukaryota; Metazoa; Chordata; Actinopteri; Scombriformes; Scombridae
Product: U8 snoRNA-decapping enzyme
Exons: 5
Coding region: 112-768 (218 amino acids)
Biological process (GO): mRNA catabolic process; sno(s)RNA catabolic process
Cellular component (GO): nucleus
Molecular function (GO): phosphodiesterase decapping endonuclease activity; snoRNA binding
Source: RefSeq, a predicted model, not a curated record
AAGAUCUUCCUUUAAACUUCCUGGUUUUACAUGCUGUAGACUGUAGCCCUCCAUGAGCUUUCUUGCAUGCAAGCCCACAGGCCGUCAAGUUAAUCAGUUGGUUUCAGUCAGAUGGCGAGUGGACAGCUGUCGAGGGCGGAGGCAUUGGUAUGUUCAGACUGCAGGCAUGCAUGCCACGUGAUGCUCUACUCUGACACGAAAACUCGGCUGUUUGGAAAAAUCCCCAUUAAACAUAUCAUACUGAUGCAGAUGCGCUUUGAUGGUCUGCUGGGUUUCCCUGGCGGGCUCGUUAACCUAUCGGAGGAGACCCUGGAGGCAGGGCUUGGCAGGGAAUUACUGGAGGAGCUGGGCGUGGCUCUUCCUAUAUCGGUAGAAGAUCAUGUGGACUCUUGCCAUGCCCCUGCAUCCUCCCCUUCCUCCUCCCGUCUUAUCACUCACUUCUACGUGAAGAAGAUGGAGGAGGAGCAGAUUAGGGAGGUGGAGAGUGCGGCUGCAUCCACAGCAACAGAUCAUGGACAGGAGGUUCUGGGAAUGGUCAGAGUCCCACUCUACAUCACAAAAGGUGGGGGAGGCCUCUCGUCUUUCCUGUCACACUCAUUCAUCGGCAACGCUCGCUCACAGCUGGUCGACGCUCUGCUGCGCUUCAACCUGGUCACCCCCAAGGAACUGCACAAAGCUCUCACACACUCUCUGAAGACAAAUAUGCACACCACAGAGGACCUGCAAGCAGCCCUCGCGCUGACAGAGGCGAAAAGGAAACGGUUUUGAAACACACCUGCACGUGCACAAGCACAACCUCUCAAGCACGCAUAGAGAUGCAGUUUAUUGCCCAACAGCAACGUAACUUGUUCAACACAAUCCUUCACUCACACAUUUAAUCCUACACACACGCACACACAGUUUGUUGCACUGAUUCUGAGCUGGUGACUCAUAAAUAACUACUCUGCAUCAAACAGUUUGGGGAAAACAUCAUCAACUGCUUUACUAUUAAUGGAAAUAAAAUCAUUCACACUGUCAAUCACA